Messenger RNA from Ilex paraguariensis (yerba mate), 1029 nucleotides. The record is from the annotation of a GenBank genome assembly. Lineage: Eukaryota; Viridiplantae; Streptophyta; Magnoliopsida; Aquifoliales; Aquifoliaceae.
AUGCUCACCAAAACCACGGAGAAAGUGGACAUGUUUGAGAAAAUUGUAUUGCCCAGAUCUUCUUCUUUGAGGUUGAAAAAGGUUGUUUUGAGGGCACCGCGUGAUGGUUGCUUGAAAGGUCUGUUCAAGUCGAAGCCGCGGACUCCGGCCGAUGUUGUAAGGCAGACCAGGUCCUUGCUUAUUGAACUCGAGUCCAAUGCCGGACGUGGUGGGACCAAACGUGACGAGAAGAUGGCCGAAUUAAAUAAACUCAUCCAGGAGAUGAAGUCGAUUCUUUAUGGAAAUGAUGAAUCAGAGCCUGACGUGGAAGCUUGUGCACAACUAACUCAAGAGUUCUUUAGAGACAACACACUGCGUCUCCUUAUUAUUUGUCUUCCAAAGUUGAACUUGGAGGCUCGUAAUGAGGCCACCCAAGUCGUUGCAAAUUUGCAAAGGCAACUGGUUCAUUCACAUUUGAUUGCUUCUGAUUAUUUGGAAAUCAACCUAGAUCUUAUGGAUCAUUUGAUAUCUGGGCAUGUUUUGGAAUCAGAGCACAUGAAGAAGUUCUUUGACUACAUACAACUUCCAAAUUUUGAUGUUGCUGCAGAUUCUGCAGCUACCUUCAAGGAUCUUUUGACCAGGCACAAGUCUACUGUUGCGGAAUUUCUUUCUAGAAAUUAUAAUUGGCUAUUGGGAGAUUUGUUGCUUAAUCGCUCAAAUUCUGCUGUGAUGGUUCGCUAUGUGAGCUCAAAGGAUAGCUUAAGGAUUAUAAUGAAUCUUAUGAGGGAGUCAAGCAAGAACAUCCAGAUGGACGCAUUUCACGUGUUCAAGCUCUUUGUGGCUAAUGAAAAUAAGCCUCCUGACAUUGUCAAUGUGCUCGUUGCCAAUAGAAGCAAGCUUCUACGAUUACUUGGUGUCUUCAAGGCUGACACAGGUGAGGAUCAAUCAUUUGAGGCAGACAAAGCUGAAGUCGUAAAAGAAAUUGCAGAAUUGGAACCCCAAGCACCAGUGAAUGUGUCGGGAGAAUUGUAUAAAGAUCUCGUGAUUUAG